Molecule: messenger RNA, 2269 nt
Organism: Anguilla rostrata (American eel)
Lineage: Eukaryota; Metazoa; Chordata; Actinopteri; Anguilliformes; Anguillidae
Product: Fc receptor-like protein 4
Exons: 9
Coding region: 594-2255 (553 amino acids)
Biological process (GO): cell surface receptor signaling pathway
Cellular component (GO): plasma membrane
Molecular function (GO): transmembrane signaling receptor activity
Source: RefSeq, a predicted model, not a curated record
UUUGAUUCUUGAUGUUGAUAUGAGGUUUUGCAUUUUGCUGUUUAGCCUCUAUAAUUCUGCUGUCAGAGUCUUCUGCAUUUGGGGACUUGCUAUAUCUUUACCCCUGCCCUCUGGAGACUGCUGGUGACAUCACUGACUGUAGUUUUAGGGUUCUCCUUCACAACUCUUCACAGGAUUCGUCUGUCAUCAACUGCAGUACAACUCAUACAGGUACUUAGAGUUGUCUGUAGCCUACACAACUCACAUACAAGUUUGGAUAGUUUAUUCUCUGUUUGGCACUGUGAGUGCCUGUGGGUUUUCUGGCUUCUGUUGUUGGUGGCUUUUUGUCAGUAUAGAGGAAAUGUAAGAGUGAUAUUCUGCAGAUAUAUAUUUAAAUUUAGUUGAUUUUAGUUACAGAAAAGCGGAAGGUAAAGCGGUGAUGAAGUAGAAGGGUGGGAGCUUUUGUGAGAAUUUUUUCGCAACUUGCUGCCCACACAAGCAGAUAAGAAAAGAAUGCAUUAGAGGUGCUGUACAGUAUAUAUAAUAGCCCAGGGGUUUCGUUUUUUUCGCUCUUUUGAUCACUGAAGUUGAAGCACUAACCUUCCUCUUGAAUCAUGCAGGCAAACAGAGGGGUCACAUUGAUCUUGCUGAGUCUAAUGACAAGACUGGGGAGCCCAAAGAAUGUACUGACUCUGCAGCCUAACCGGCUCCUGUUCUUCACUGGAGAGACCGUCACUCUCACGUGUUCGGGACGGCCAUUCAGACAUUAUGGAUUCACGUGGAUGAGAUUUGAAUCAAAUAGUUGGCUGAUAAAGCACACAUCCCAGGAUAACAUCUACACCAUCGCACCUGUCACUGAAGCCCACAGUGGUGUAUAUAAGUGUUCUGGUGAAUACGAAAGUGAUCCUGUCAGACUGAACGUGUCAGCACUGCCUAAAGCCACUCUGACUGUAGAGCCAAAAUGGCAUCCACUGUACAAUGGAGAGACCGUCACCCUGAGUUGUGAGGUGGACUCCGACAGCAACUGGAUAUAUUCCUGGUACAAAGACCAGGCCCAGAUGGCUGUGUCUCAGACUGCUGGUCACAGUGUAACUGGUAACAGACUCAACAUCCCUGGUGCUGCUGGGACUGACCAGGGGCAGUACUGGUGUGAGGGGAGGCUGGAGGGGAGAAAAGUGACAUCACAGCGCAGCGACUCCAUCACUGUUGCAGCCCUGCCUAAAGCCACUCUGACUGUAGAGCCAAAAUGGCGCCCACUGUACAAUGGAGAGACCGUCACCCUGAGUUGUGAGGUGGACUCCGACAGCAACUGGAUAUAUUCCUGGUACAAAGACCAGGCCCAGAUGGCUGUGUCUCAGACUGCUGGUCACAGUGUAACUGGUAACAGACUCAACAUCCCUGGUGCUGCUGGGACUGACCAGGGGCAGUACUGGUGUGAGGGGAGGCUGGAGGGGAGAAAAGUGACAUCACAGCGCAGCGACUCCAUCACUGUUGCAGCCCUGCCUAAUUCCUCUCUGACUGUUGAGCCAAAAUGGCGCCCACUGUACAAUGGAGAGACCGUCACUCUGAAGUGUGAGGUGGACUCCUACAGCAACUGGACAUAUUUCUGGUACAAAGACCAGGCCCAGAUGGCUUUGUCUCAGACUGCUGGUUACAGUGUAACUGGUAACAGACUCACCAUCCCUGGUGCUGCUGGGUCUGACCAGGGGCAAUACUGGUGUGAGGGGAGGCUGGAGGGGAGAAAAGUGACAUCACAGCACAGCGACUCCAUCACUGUUGCAGCCCUGCCUAAGGCCUCUCUGACAGUAGAGCCAAAAUGGCGCCCACUGUACAAUGGAGAGACCGUCACACUGAGGUGUGAGGUGGACUCCUACAGCAACUGGACACAUUUCUGGUACAGAGACCAUAACCAGACAGCCACAUCUCUCACUAAAGAGUACAGUGUAAACAUCACUGGGGCUGCUGGGUCUGACCAGGGGCAGUACUGGUGUGAGGGGAGGCUGGAGGGGAGAAAAGUGACAUCACAGCGCAGCGACUCCAUCAAUCUGACUGUUGCAGGCGCACAAGUGAUUCUGCGCAUCGCACUUGGAGUUGGAUUCUGUCUGAUUGUUUUAGCCCUGAUUUUCAUUCUCUUCCAGAAACACCGCAGGAACAAAGGUUUGAGCCAGGCUGCUGGACCCAGCUGUGAGCCCCUGCAUUCUCAGGCCAAUGUGACCAAUCAGAAGAAGAAAAGGAAAGGUGAGUCAUCGCUCUGCCCUAGGCCUGCUGCUCUGUGAGAACAGGGAGACAC